Molecule: messenger RNA, 2292 nt
Organism: Penicillium subrubescens
Lineage: Eukaryota; Fungi; Ascomycota; Eurotiomycetes; Eurotiales; Aspergillaceae
Exons: 2
Coding region: 1-2292 (763 amino acids)
Biological process (GO): DNA-templated transcription; regulation of DNA-templated transcription
Molecular function (GO): DNA-binding transcription factor activity, RNA polymerase II-specific; zinc ion binding; DNA binding
Source: RefSeq, a predicted model, not a curated record
AUGUAUGAGCGACAGCGGGUCUGGCGGGCGUGCCAAGCAUGUCGAAAGAAGAAGGUCAAAUGCGACGGGGAGCAACCUUGUCAAUGUUGUACACGCAACAAGGCAGAGUGUGUCUAUGUUGAACCACAAGGCAAUAGGAGAUUGGUGGAUCCGCAAUAUGUGUUGAAACUUGAGAGCCGUUUAUCACUCAUGGAGCAAAGACUCCGACAGCAAUCGGUUGCGCUGGAGGCCAGAGAGGGGGCCUCUGUACUGAAGCCCAGCACAGUGACUAGUAUGGACGAUCACCAGGACUUGAAUCACUAUUCCUGUGCCGAGGGAGGGGAAUCGGCAACUACCGUGGCCACUUUAGCCGACGAGAGUGCGCCUUCCGACUCGCGAGUGGGUCACUUGCGAGGACCCUCAACAGACACGGCGGUCCAGAGACAAGAACGACCAACAGCGAUCCCUCUGUCUAUAAGACGUAGCAGCGAUGACGAUUCGGCUUUUGACGGUUACAAUACGGAUAAUGCAUCGAUUGAUGUAACACAUCUUGAAGAGUCACUAAUGCAAGUCCUAAUCGACUUCUUUUACCAGUCCAUCUACCCUAUCUUUCCAAUCAUUACCCAACGCAGAUUCCGACAACAAUAUAAUUUGUGGUCAGUUCAAGAAGGAGGCAAGACAUUUACUGCUGCCAACGAUUUUCCAAUUCUUCUUUACGCAAUUUUGGCGGUCGCUGCUUCAGUGAUACCAAAAGACCACGAAGUCUUCGCCGAGGCAGGCUUCGAAGUGUACAAAUGGAUAGAUCUUGCAGAGCUAUUGUACCGGCAUGCAAUCUCGCUGAGUACAGGCAAAUCCUACCAGCCAAGUCCUUCAGCAGCGAUCAAUACUAUCGCUGCACAAGGUCUUCUCAGCCUCUAUCUUAUUGAGCGAGGCAAAGUGAACGACGCGUGGGUCACUGCGGGACAUGCAAUUCGCCUAUAUCAAGGCUUUGACCUAAAGGACAGUGUCAAUCUUGCUGGCGAGGCAAAUGAGCUACGUCUUGCGCAUACCAACCUCUGGUGGUGUCUUUACAUCUUGGAUCGCUCCUUGUCAACGGCACUUCUGAAGCCAUUAGCAAUUGACGAUGCGGAGAGCGAGAUCGAUUCUUGCGAUGGGGAAAACUACAGCGCAUCAUCUGCUGCACAAAAUGCAAAUCCCUGGUUCUCGGUUAUCGCAGACUUUCACAUUACCAUGGGCCGCAUUUACAGAUCUGUGAGGUUGAUUCGAAAACCCGAAUCAUCCCAGAAUAUAAAGCUCAAGGAUACGCUUCGAUCCUAUGUCAAAAGACACGACGCUGAGCUGGAGAAAUACUAUACAAAGCAAGUUCUGCCGAAACUGGAGACCCCUAACUCAGAAGUGGGACGUCUUGCAUUGCAAGCAAUUGCUGUCUCAUCUUACCACAUUGGGCUUGUCCUCCUUUAUCGCACAUUUAUUGAGCGCUUCAAUAUUGCCGAGCCCGAGGCAUUUUUGCGUUGCGCGGAGGCUGCAUCUAACUGCAUCAAAGCCUCUCCGCAGGUAAUUGCCCAUGUUCCGGCAAGCCACUUCGUGAUUCAGCAGAGUCGAGCCAUCUUUGCAAGUGCAAAGGUCCUUUUGCAUUGUAUGCGCUUAGCACGCAACCCGAGCUUUACCAGAAAGGCCUGGAUGGAUGUCGAGAGCGGCUUGAACAUGCUUCGAGAGGUGAAGAUCCAGUGGCCUGAGAUCAAGAAGUAUCAACUUUUGACAGAAGAGGACAUGCGUCUGACUCAAAAUGAGCUUAGCAAGCACGAUUUGUUUUACCAGACCUUUGGUAAUUUUGGGCAGAGGGCUUGUACAAGAGACAACGAGGAAAGUGAUACACCAGGUGCGAACAGGACACAUUCGAUUCAUUUCCCCGAAGGUUCGCUUGAUUUUCAGGGACUUGAUUAUUCACCCUGGGAGCUCUCGAAUGACUCAAUAAUCAAUAUACUCGAUACCGAUUGCUCACAAGGUGCGACUUCGUUUAAACAUAGUCGACUCGACGACCCUUCCCAACAACAUUCCAAGCGAAGAAAGCUAUCUCCACUGCCCUCUCGGCGUCUCUCAUCUUCUAAUGAUCUUCCGACCCUGGAGAUGCUUCCGAUAUUAAGGGAUUCAUCUGAUUGCCCCAUAAUGGACCACAUGAUCACAACUGGAGGCUUGUUUCUUCCCGAUGUUUCCCCUCGACAAAUCGCCUCAGAGGAAGUUUCUACCUCCUUCUUCGGAGACGCAAUGUUGACGGAUUCGAUUGAUCAAUUUUUCUCUCAGCCUGAUGGUUAA